AUGGGCGUGUGCAAGCAAGGUGUGCAAGCGCAUGCAUGGGUAGAAACCUUCGACGCUGACACACGGCAGCCCAGGCUGCAGUCUGUCGUGUGGGUUUUGGCGGAGCCAUUACGUGGCGGGGUCGGCAUGCAAGGUUCCUCAUCCUUCGAGACGGGCCGGUGGAUCAAGAAACAGGCGAGAGGAGUGUGCGUUGGGACUGUUGACUGA
Messenger RNA from Aspergillus fumigatus Af293, 207 nucleotides. RefSeq lists its product as uncharacterized. Lineage: Eukaryota; Fungi; Ascomycota; Eurotiomycetes; Eurotiales; Aspergillaceae. The record is from RefSeq and is a predicted model, not a curated record.